Molecule: messenger RNA, 3476 nt
Organism: Epinephelus lanceolatus (giant grouper)
Lineage: Eukaryota; Metazoa; Chordata; Actinopteri; Perciformes; Serranidae
Molecular function (GO): protein binding
Source: RefSeq, a predicted model, not a curated record
CAAAGCCUCCUCGAUAGUGCUAAUCUUCUCACAAGUCCUUCUCAAGACCAUGUUGCACUUCUCAGACGGAGCGAUGUUGUCGAGGCUGCUGGGACUCCUCGUCCUCUCCUCCCUCUGCUCAGCCAUGCUGAAACCAAAUUUCAAUGACUCCAGUACAGAAGACCAAGGCACCAACUGGUCUCACCGCAGCCGUAGCAUGCCGAUGCCCUCCGGCUACAUGCCAUUCAGCGAGGGGCACCCUGACGACAUGGACUCCAAAUCGCAGAUGAACCAAGGCGACAUGUACUCUGGCGACACGGACUCCAAUGCGCCGAUGAACCAAGGCAACAUGUACUCUGACAACAUGGACUCCAACACACCAAUGCGCUAUGGCAACAUAUACAACAUGAACACAGAGGACACAAACUCUGGAGACCCCCCAAAGACCAUAGAGUCCCGGAUGUUUGGAAGCACCGAUCCAAUGAUGCCCCCCAUGCCUGAUACUGGGAUCUGUGAAAUGCUGAUGAACUCGGCAGCGCCUGUUGACCAGAUUCCUUUUUUCUGCCUCUGUUGGCACUGUAAGGGCACCGUGGGGCCCAAAGGAGACCGUGGAGACCGGGGCCCUGCGGGUGCACCUGGGAGUCCUGGAAGAAGAGGAAUGAUGGGGUUCCCUGGUCAACCAGGAUUCACAGGCAGUCAAGGGGUGAAGGGUCAGAAGGGAGACAUGGGGGAGAAAGGACAGCCCGGCACUGUUGGUUUCACCGGGAUGAAGGGCAGCCGAGGCUUCAAAGGAGAAAAAGGGGAAUCAGGAAUGGAAGGCCCCCCAGGCUCACAGGGCCCUCAGGGAGAAACCGGUACAUGCCCUGCCUCCUGUGAGAGUGUCCAGGGUCCACCAGGUCCACAAGGCCCCCCUGGAUCAGCCGGAGCCCAGGGCCUGCCUGGGGUCAAGGGAACCAUGGGACCUCAAGGUAUUAAGGGAAAUAAGGGUGACCUAGGUAGACCCGGCGACCCCGGCAUGGAUGGCCAGAAGGGUGAGCAGGGUGAGCAGGGGAUGUGUGAGUGCACAGAUGGAGCAGAUGGUGCUGAUGGGAGACCAGGAAGUAAAGGAGCUAAAGGGGUCAAAGGUAACACUGGUGUCCAGGGUGUACAAGGCCCCAUGGGGCUAAAAGGCAACGAGGGUGACAUGGGUCUCAUGGGGCCACCUGGGCCCUGCUCCCCAGCCAUCCAAUCGGCAUUCUCUGCGUGUAUCAAUGAGUCGUUUCCUAUUCACAACUGGCCUGUUGCUUUCCCAAUCGUCCUUACCAACCAGCAGGGGCACUUCAACCCACUCAUGGGCAUGUACACGGCCCCUGUCAAUGGCACCUAUGUGUUCAGCUUCCACCUGGCAGUUGCCAAAAAGGUUCUUAAGGUCGGCCUGUAUCGCGAACACUACCCCAUGGUGAGAGCAACAGAAACAACCCAUCAGUCCACCACCAGCCAGACUGUCGUCCUCCACCUCAUCAUGGGACAACGGGUGUGGCUGCAAGUGAAGGAUGAGACCACUAACGGCAUGUACACCGACGCUGAGAGCAGUGGCACGUUUUCUGGAUAUCUGCUGUACCCCGACUCCUGUGAUAUGCCCAUGGGCCGACAUCACUGGCCUCAGCAAAUUAGUACAGGAUUCAAGUGGGACUCUCCUUCCUCAUCUACCACACCUUCCCCCACCCCUCCACAAUAGCAGGCUCCAGUCAGUCAGUCACUCAGUUACAGCAAGGCAUCCACACACAUCCAAUCAAACACAGUGUAUUUAUAGCUGCAAGUUUUAGAGGGGUAUUCUGUCACACAGAACAUUUAAGUGACAUUCAAUAUUCAAUCUCUUCCAUUUGUGGACUGAAUCUGAGUUGUUCUUGACAUGAGGUAAAAGGCAGGGUGGACAAAAUAGCCAAUAUGAGUUUUGUUAUUACACCACAAAAAAUAACAGUAAUAAUCAUGCUUAUCAAGUCCUGUUUUAAUAGCCAUGCAAGUGACUGAACCAUGAGGCUGACACUGGUGGUUUGUGGUGAAAUAUCUCAAAAACUAUUGAAUGGAUUUCCAUGAAAUAUGGUUUAGAAAUUCAUGUUUCCUGCAGGGUCAAGUGUAAUCACUUUGGUCAUUUUGGGUGGGGGGUGGCAUGUGUGUCAAUAAACUCAAAACAGCCUGUUGUACUGGAGUUCUGGAAACCACAUAACAACAUCGAUAAACUAUAAGAUUUAUAAAGAAAUGAAGAAGAAUGUGAUGAAGAAAAUAGCGGGAAAAUACCCCCCCUCUAAAAUGUGGACAUAAAUUCACUUAUAAUUCAACACUCACUGAAAUAUGAAAUCGCAUGUAGGCUUAGUCGUACCAGUUUGACAAAUGCAUUUGAUCAUGCACUCUGAAGUCUGUGUAAGGCAAAAUCACUGAUUUCUUUCUAAACACAUUAAACAUGUUAGAAAAUACUUGUUGAAAACAUGAAAAGACUGAACUGUGUAGUGCUGAAUUGUGGAGUUAGAUUGCUCAACAUAUGUCCAGGUUUUUUGAGUAGACCCUGUAUUUAUUAGUCAGAAAACCCUAAGACAGCUUGCAGAAAGUAGCAAACUCAUCGGUUUGGGCCGCACACCCAUACUGUCAUAUACUGCAUACCCUGGUAAAAUUUCAGAAAGGUAUGAAGGUAUGAAAAAGUAGAUACUGCCCAUGCCUUGAAAGAAUAUAAGGCAAUAUAUGAACAUUCACAUCCUGGAUUGGUGUAGUUCUGGCUAAUAAAUCCUUAAUUUUGCUUUUGGAAGAAACAGCUUUACAAUCAGGUAAAGGAAAUACUUCCCAAAACAACCCAAAGUCCAAAAAUAACAGAAGCUGUGGGUCAAUCUAGACAACUCACCGAGGAUCUGUUGAAGGCUUAAGCCUCACUGAUCUCUGUUUUAGGGCUGUUUCCAGCCCAUCAGUUUAUCUCCAUGGUCUCUAUGGUAAUGGUGGUGAGUACAAUGAUCUCAGGCAACCAAAAUGGCUCACUUGGUUGCCAGGCUUGAUGAAUUGCAUAUCAGAAUCGGCUGCAUUGUGGGUUGAUCGGAUGGCUGAGGUUGACACUGGCCCAAAACCAGCUAACUGAAGUUGAUUUUUACCAGAGAUUGGUCCAAGGCCUUUCGCCCAAUGCCCAUCUUUUUCAGUGCCAGCACACAACUGUGCCGACACUCAGCCACGAAGGAGCCAACUCAGCUGGCCACCUUGGUCAUAAGCCCCUUUUAUGCUGCCUCUUCAAGGCAUGAAUUUCAUGCCUUUAUGUCGCCUGUAUAAAAAGUACAAUCGCGGAAUGGGGGAACAGAGGUGUCUAACCUUUGAGCCGACAGCAGAGAUAAUAACAGUGUCACAACAACAUCUGUGUAAACGAGACAGCCAGCAGGAUGGGACCAUGGAUGACAUGGGUGUGACGUUUUGACAACUUUAUGUGUGCGACCCACCCCCAGGAGAUUUAAAAAGCAGCUGAUAGCAGUUAGCAGCUAACUCAA